Messenger RNA from Saccostrea cuccullata (small rock oyster), 551 nucleotides. Its product is annotated as CUB domain-containing protein 2-like. NCBI's taxonomy places the organism in Eukaryota, Metazoa, Mollusca, Bivalvia, Ostreida, Ostreidae. The transcript is spliced from 4 exons. The record is from RefSeq and is a predicted model, not a curated record. Bases 1 to 486 code for a protein of 161 amino acids.
AUGAAUGCAAAUUCAUUUCUGACAUUCACGACAUUUACGUGUAUUUCAGCCGCUUUGGGAAAAUUUGAAUACACAUUGUUAGAAACCAUUGAAGACAACCAGGACAGAAAUCUAACAUCUCCUGGAUACCCGGCAAACUAUCCAAACAAUGUUAUUUAUACAUGUACCUGGAUAAUUAAAACAGGAUACUCAGCAUACGUUUAUUUCGUCAUUUUCUUCAUGGAUAUCAAACGUUCGCAGACAAACCAAUGUAACGACUAUCUGGAGAUAACACAGAUUGAUCCUUGCUGCCACACGCCACUAAAGAGAUGUGGCCAAUUUACGAACAUACCUAUAUUGACAAAGGGGAAUAAAAUUAGGGUGUCUUUUGUAUCAGACAGGAGUGAAACAGGAAAAGGAUUUUUACUGUUUUGGAAUGUGUCUUUCAUACCAUCAAGUUCACCUUUAACAACAACGAGCAAAAAACAGAUAAGUACGAAAAAUUGAAGCAUAGAACGUAAGCAUAUGACAUACCAGUAAUGUGUGAUAUACGGAUGAAUAUACUUUUUUAU